AUGUUCUCCAAAAGAAAGCCCCUUUACAGAUUCCCACUCAUUCCUGUGUCUGUACUUGUCAUAUGCCUCUCCUUGUUGUUUUUGUAUCAGAACUAUGUGAAACCUGAUUCUCAGUUCUCUAGAUUGUCAUCAGCAUCUCAUACCCCUCAAUGCUCCAGCCAAGCCCUCACCUUAGGCGAGAAAUUCAUGUGGUAUGCACCUCACAGUGGGUUCAGCAACCAGCUUUCGGAGUUCAAGAAUGCUGUUGUAAUGGCAGGAAUACUGAAUCGAACUUUAGUGGUUCCUCCUAUUUUGGAUCACCAUGCUGUUGCUUUAGGUAGCUGUCCAAAGUUUCGGGUUGUAGACCCAAAGGACAUUCGGAUCUCUGUUUGGGAUCAUGUGAUUGAGCUUGUUCAGAGUCGAAGGUAUAUAUCAAUUGCGGAAAUCAUAGACAUCUCAUCAUUAGUUUCUUCCUCUCUUGUUCGAGUGAUUGAUCUUAGGGAUUUUGUGUCAAUAUGGUGUGGCGUCAGCUUAGAAUUGGCGUGCGUUACAGAUACAAAGUUGCAGUCCUCUGUUUCUGAAAACCUUAAGCAAUGUGGAUCUCUGCUAGCUGGGGUCCAUGGUAGUAUAGAAAAGUGUAUAUAUGCUGUCAAUGAAGAUUGCAGAACUACAGUUUGGACUUACCAUGAAGAUGGCAAUGGAGAUGGCAUGUUAGAUUCAUUCCAACCAGAUGAACAACUGAAGCAGAAAAAGAAAAUACCAUUUAUUAGGAGAAGGAAGGAUGUAUUUAAGACUCUAGGACAUGGUUCUGAAGCUGAAUCAGCCUCACUGCUGGCAUUUGGAACCCUUUUUUCUGCCACAUACAAAGGUUCUGAACUAUAUGUUGAUAUUCAUGAGUCUCAUCAGAAUCAGAGGUUUGUAUCUUUGAUGGAGAAGAUUAAACUUCUUCCAUUUGUCCCAGAAAUUCUGGUAGCUGGAAAGGAGUUUGUUAAACAAACCAUAAGGGCUCCAUUUCUUUGUGCACAACUUAGAUUGCUGGAUGGACAAUUUAAGAAUCAUCAAAAGGCUACAUUUCAAGGCUUAAAGCAAAAACUAGAAUCUUUGAGUAAGGAAGGCCCUCUACCAGUUCAUAUUUUUAUAAUGACUGAUCUUCCUAGAGAUAAUUGGCCUGGUACGUGUUUAGGCGAUUUAAUAAGUGACAAACAUAACUAUAAGGUAUAUUUCUUGAGAGAGAAUGAUAAGCUGAUUAGGCGAGCAGCUGUGAAACUCAUGUCUGCAGGUCAUGGACAGAGGUUCCUUUCAAAUUCAGAUAGUACAAUUGGUAAAAAGUAUUGUUCCAGUCAGAGAUUACCAGAUUUACUUCUCUAUAUUGAGCAGGCUGUAUGCAGCUAUGCAUCUCUUGGUUUUGUUGGAACAUCUGGGUCAACAAUUGCUGAAAACAUAGAACUCAUGAGAAAAUUUGGCUCAAGUUCUCAGCAAUGA
This is a messenger RNA of Sphenostylis stenocarpa, 1461 nucleotides long. NCBI's taxonomy places the organism in Eukaryota, Viridiplantae, Streptophyta, Magnoliopsida, Fabales, Fabaceae. The record is from the annotation of a GenBank genome assembly.